AUGCGGACUCGAGAAUAUUCCACAUCGAAUGUUCAGCACGGAGUAAAUCCCGAUAUCUUAAUAUCCUUUCGUAACGGUGUUCACACAUUUGCGAAUCGACGCAAUGGUGAUGUUUGUCCAUAUGCACUCGACGGUCCUGAUGACGUACUCGCUCACGCAUUCCCUCUCAGCGAUCGUGAUGGUCAAAUCGCCGAGAUACAUGUUGACAAAACGGAACCGUGGUAUAUACAGCUAAAUAUGAAUCCUCCGGAAAAAAUACAUUUACUUCUAAUAUUGACACACGAAAUCGGUCAGGCUUUAGGAUUACAUCAUAGUCCGCGCAACGAUUCGAUAAUGUUUGCAUAUGCAACCUCAAAGUAUCCCGGAGAGUUGAAUAUAGAAGAUAUAUUAGCAAUUCAAUAUUUAUACGGAGUUAAGUACAAUUCCCCAAAAACGGAAUCCGUACCGAUGACGACUACAGAAAUGACUCCCACAACAACAACAACAACAACAAAGCCCGAAUACGUGGAUCUGUGCGAUUUGAAAUAUGUUGACAACAUACUAGUAUUAGAUCAUCGAAUAUUCGUAACAUAUCAACGUUACGUUAGGACAGAUCGAAUUUACAUUGUCGAUUAUCCUAGUUUUACAUUAAGCGCGGGUUGGCCAAGAACUCUCAAGGACAUAGGACUUCCAACAACCGCGAUAAUCAUUGCUGCAAUAAAUACCAACAAGGGACGAACAUAUGUGAUCUUCAACGGUCAAACCAUAGCCGAGAUAAACGAAUGUACAAUGACUGUUAUUAAAUAUCACACUUUACAAAUGGUAUUUCCAGUAAUACCAUCAGAUAUGACACUAGCAUAUCGUUACAUUGAUGGUUCCUGUAAUCCAAUGGACGGUGUUUUCGUCAAUCUAAUGAAGUAUGCUCGCGAGGUACAGUUUUCGGUCAUCUUGUGA
Molecule: messenger RNA, 933 nt
Organism: Wasmannia auropunctata (little fire ant)
Lineage: Eukaryota; Metazoa; Arthropoda; Insecta; Hymenoptera; Formicidae
Product: stromelysin-2-like
Exons: 5
Coding region: 1-933 (310 amino acids)
Biological process (GO): proteolysis; extracellular matrix organization; collagen catabolic process
Cellular component (GO): extracellular matrix
Molecular function (GO): metalloendopeptidase activity; zinc ion binding
Source: RefSeq, a predicted model, not a curated record